AUGGAAAGAAUUGAGAAGAAAUUUCCUUCGCAUGGUGAACGGGUGAAGGUCUCCGCCGCCGGCCUCGUCGACCUCCAGUGCGACGCGAUGCGGGACAUGGUCGUCAACCAGAGCGCGGGCCACUGCCAGUCGAACCGCGCCAAGAAGUUCGCCAUGGAGGUGGUGAACCGGGGCGGUGGCACCAUGUCGGGGAUCCACCUCAUGUGCGGGUACAGCUUCCGCACCGUCUGGCCCGUCAGCCCCGACGUCAUCGCCGAGGUCGCUCACGGCGACUGCCUCCUCGUUGGUGGCGGCUCCGUCGCGCCCGGGGGCACCGUCUCCUUCAACUACACCAGCUACGUCAGAUACGACAAGACCCUACUCGCUGCCACCUGCGAUGGCGGCGGCGGUGGCAGUUCCUGA
This is a messenger RNA of Panicum virgatum (switchgrass), 402 nucleotides long. Its product is annotated as TPD1 protein homolog 1A-like. Gene Ontology annotation, biological process: cell fate determination. The record is from RefSeq and is a predicted model, not a curated record. Bases 1 to 402 code for a protein of 133 amino acids. The transcript has 2 exons. NCBI's taxonomy places the organism in Eukaryota, Viridiplantae, Streptophyta, Magnoliopsida, Poales, Poaceae.